AUGACGAUGCAGGAAUUACACAGCGACGAUAACUUGAACUCUGGUGACGGGAAGGCAGAAGUGGAAAUGACAAUUGUCCAACAUCAGAGCGGUGACGACGUUGCCUCCCAUCCUUCGACCAGUUCCGGAAAUAUGCUGGGGGACUGGGCGCAAGAAAUGGACCAACAGGAACAGAAUGAAAAUACGAACGCGACGAUUGAGGCUAGUCCUGGCCAUAGGCCGGGAGGGGUGAAACUGGAGAUCGCGGAGCGGACGCGGACGCUGGAGAUCGUCGGCUUCAGCGUCUCUCUGGCGGCGCUCCUUCUCUCCCUGGCCAUCUUUUGUCGUUUCAGGAGCCUUCGAAACAACCGGACGCGCAUCCACCGGAACCUGUUCGUGGCGAUGGUGGUGCAGGUGGUGAUCCGGCUGACGCUGUACGCCGACCAGGCGGUGGUGCGCGGCGGAGCCGUCGCCGACCCCGUGCUGGCCGCCUCCGUGGGCGACGCGGCGGCCCACCGCCAGGGCAUCGACAACACGCCAGUGCUGUGCGAAGCGUCGUACGUGCUUCUGGAGUACGCCAGGACGUCCAUGUUCAUGUGGAUGUUCGUGGAGGGGCUCUACCUCCACAACGCCGUUACAGUUACCAUGUUCCAAGAGGGCUCGUACCUCCUCGUGUACUCGCUGCUGGGCUGGGGCGUCCCUGUCUUGAUGACUGCUGCUUGGGCUGCGACCACAGCCAUCAAGUACGGUGGCUCCAACAGGUGCUGGUGGGGCUACAACCUCACGCCAUACUUCUGGAUACUCGAGGGACCUCGCCUUGGUGUUAUAGUGUUGAAUUUCUUGUUCCUGCUAAACAUCAUACGUGUCCUGGUGGUCAAACUGCGCCAGAGUCGCACAAGUGAGAUCCAACAACUCAGGAAAGCGGUGCGGGCGGCGGUGGUGCUGCUGCCGCUGCUGGGGAUCACCAACCUGGUCAACAUGGCGGACGCCCCGCUGGACAGGGCCGCCUGGGAGUUCGCGCUCUGGUCCUACGCCACGCACUUCCUCGUCUCCUUCCAGGGCUUCUUCAUAGCCUGCCUCUACUGCUUCCUCAACGGCGAGGUGCGGCUGGCGAUCCUGAAGAGCCUGUGGGUGUACCUGUCGCUGCGCCAGCACCAGCUGGCCACGGCCACGCCGGGCCGCCGCGUGUCC
Messenger RNA from Schistocerca nitens (vagrant locust), 1170 nucleotides. RefSeq names its product PDF receptor-like. The record is from RefSeq and is a predicted model, not a curated record. The transcript is spliced from 10 exons. Gene Ontology annotation, cellular component: plasma membrane. NCBI's taxonomy places the organism in Eukaryota, Metazoa, Arthropoda, Insecta, Orthoptera, Acrididae. The annotation marks the transcript as partial. Gene Ontology annotation, biological process: cell surface receptor signaling pathway; adenylate cyclase-modulating G protein-coupled receptor signaling pathway. Gene Ontology annotation, molecular function: G protein-coupled peptide receptor activity.